Rhinolophus ferrumequinum (greater horseshoe bat) is the source of this 546-nucleotide messenger RNA. RefSeq names its product 40S ribosomal protein S3a-like. The coding region runs from base 1 to 546 and encodes 181 amino acids. The record is from RefSeq and is a predicted model, not a curated record. The transcript is spliced from 2 exons. NCBI's taxonomy places the organism in Eukaryota, Metazoa, Chordata, Mammalia, Chiroptera, Rhinolophidae. Gene Ontology annotation, molecular function: structural constituent of ribosome. Gene Ontology annotation, biological process: translation. Gene Ontology annotation, cellular component: cytosol; ribosome.
AUGGCGGUCGGCAAUAAUAAGCACCUUACAAAAGGUGGUAAGAACGGAGCCAAGAAAAAAGUGAUUGACCCAUUUUCUAAGAAAGAUUUGUAUGAUGUGAAAACACCAGCUAUGUUCAAUAUAAGAAAUAUUGGGAAAAUACUAGUCACAAGAACUCAAGGAACCAAAAUUACAUCUGAUGGUCUCAAGGGUCGUGUUUUUGAAGUGAGCCUAGCUGAUCUGCAGAAUGAUGAAGUUGCAUUCCGGAAAAAGAUGAUGGAAAUCAUGACCCGAGAGGUGCAGACAAAUGACUUGAAAGAAGUGGUCAAUAAAUUGAUUCCCGAGAGCACUGGAAAAGACAUUGAAAAGGCUUGCCAGUCAAUGUAUCCUCUCCAUGAAGUCUUUGUUAGAAAAGUCAAAAUGCUGAAGAAGCCCAAGUUUGAAUUGGGAAAACUCAUGAAGCUUCAUGGUGAAAGCAGCAGCUCUGGAAAAGCUACUGGGGAGGAGACAGAUGCUAAAGUUGAACAAGCUGAUGGAUAUGAGCCCCUAGUCCAAGAAUCUGUUUAA